Molecule: messenger RNA, 989 nt
Organism: Eupeodes corollae
Lineage: Eukaryota; Metazoa; Arthropoda; Insecta; Diptera; Syrphidae
Exons: 2
Coding region: 114-383 (89 amino acids)
Source: RefSeq, a predicted model, not a curated record
GUCUCUUCAAGUGCCAAAAUGUGGGUUCAUUUAGUUUAAAUUUUAUGUGCGGUUAGUGUGCAUCAAAGUUAAAAUUUGACAAACAAUUUUUUAAAACAAAAAAAACGAAACGAAUGGCAAUUCUCUUAGUGCAUUUACGUCGAAUUAUCCUUUUGCUGAGUAUUGUUUAUUUUGGUGGAGCUUUUGUGCGUAAACUUCUAACUGACAGUCGUCGGGCCCACCUGCAUCAGCUACGUAAAUCAUCAUUUCCGCCCUCAUCAAAACACCUACACUUUCAGGCGUGGGCUUAUAUAUAUACCGGAUAUGCAUACAUGGUUUUAGUGAAUUAUUUUAGUGAAAGUUAUUUCACAAAUAUGUUCGAUAUUUUGACAACUGCAACUUAAGUAAAACAAAAUGGAUGCCAUAAUAAACCCUGAUGUGUCUAUUUGUCAUCAUGGCGUUUGUGGAUUGUUUUUACGAGUAUUAUGGCAUCCGGCCCAAAUUUCUAUAAAGUUGAAUGAGUUCGAUUUAUGAAUUGGCGGCGAUAUUUUGGUCACACAAAUAUGCUGUUUACAUUUUCUUCCUCAGUGUUUGAACAUCUGUUUGUGUGGCUAAAACACGACACAUUAAUUUGAAUACCUACCUAAAUACCGAUACUAUGUGAUUCGAAUUAUUAUUACUUAAAUUUGGUUAUACUUAAAAAAAAUAAAAAAAAGGACUUUUUUUAAAAAUCUUCCCUGAGUAUGUUUAUUUUAGAAUUAAGAAUAUUGAUUGACCAAGAAGUUUUCUAGAAGCUUUAACUUUAAAUUAAUACAUAGAACUUUUUUAUUUUAGUAAAUAUUAUAUUUUCUAAAAUCUGAGGUUUCAACCCGCACCACAUAUGACUUAAGAAAAUAAGAAGCAAGAAACAAAGGUGUUGCACUAUUUGGAUUAUAAGAGUUCAAGUAAUAGAAUUUAAAAAAGAAUUUUAUUAAAUAAUAAACAAAAUGUUAUCUCCUUACCUUGUUCUA